CUCCCAUCUCUCUCUCUAAUUUAGGGUUUUCUCUUCUUUCAAUCCGAUUCCGAUCGAUCAAUCAACCCCCCACAAAUCAAAGCUCUCAAUUUUCCAUCCAUGGAGUCAAAGGUACGUUCUUGAUACCCAAUUCACUUUCAAUUUGCACUCAAUCGAUCCACUCCCACUACACCAACUUCCGAAUUUAAGAUCUUUUAGGGUUUGGUAAUUUAACUGAAUCCGAUCGAUACCCAACUCGAGAUCCUCAAUUCAAUUCGUGUAGAUCUUCUUUGCAAGAUUUGGUUUCCGAAUCCACUUUUUGAUCUCGAUUUGAGUUCUGGAAUCUGGUGUCAGUUAAUUCCUUACCUUCGAUCUAAAUUUAUAUGUUGGGCAGUAGAUUUUAAUUAUGGAUUCAACGGAAUUGGGAAAAAAUGGUGAAAUCAAAGAUAAUGGUAAGUAUGAUGGUGAACAUAUUGAUGGUAAAUCAUUAGAUGAGAACAUAUCGCCGCCACCGCCGUCGCCGCCUACUGCCGCCACGAAAGGGCGGGGGUUGAGGAAAUGGCGGAGGAUUCCAAGAGAAGCCGGUAAGGAAAUGAAUAGUAGUUUAGAUAGUAAUCGGAAAAGGGGUUCGAUGUCUUUUCCAAUUGGGGUGAAACAAAAGAGCGAAGGGUCGAGUUCUUCGACGAAUGCUGUAUCGAAUGCUUUGGAUCGUAAUAGUCCGCUUUUGGUAGAUUUCGGAUCGGAUUUUGCGACCGGAGCGGAUUCUGAGAACAGCGAGGAUCGGAACAGUAGAUCUUCGACGGCAGCUAGUGUUCCGAGAGCAAAGAAUUUGGAAACAGUGAGGAUUUUGAGUGGUACGAAUUCGGGGAUUUCGGUACAAUCUGGUGAUCAGUCGGGGAAAGGUCGAAGUGUAACGAAUAAGAAGGCGAGAGGGGUUAGAAUCAAGAAGGAAAACUCGUUAUCGAGUGUGGAGUCUGAUUCCCGAAGCUCAAACUUUGUGUUCGCGAAGGGUAGUAAUGGUAGACAGAGUGGUAUGUCAGGAAACUAUGAUGAAGAUUAUAGUGACGAUGCUCGAAAUGGUGAUCGAUGUUUGAAUGAGGAAGGUCGGGAUGCGAACGAGGGUGAUUCCGAAGAGAUUUCGCGUGAAGAUUUGGGAGCAGAGAAUUCUUGGGAGGUGAAGGAAGAAAAGGUCGAUGAUCCUGUGGAGUCCGGGGAUCGGGAUGAUCUGGCGGAAUCUGUGAUGCCGCUUCAUUUGGCUCAAGAAGCACUCGAGAGAGAAGUCCAGAAACUGAGGGAUGUCGGUAAAGAGGAUCCCUUGUCCAACGACACCAAGAUCUUCGAGCUUGAAUCCAUCUUGAACUUUGGAAACAUGAAGAUCGAGCACGACGAAAUCUUGAAACAACGAAUUGCAGCCGAGAUCGAAUUUCUAGUCAUAUCGACAACAAUCCAGAACCUGAAGACGGGUUGCAAAGAUCAAACCAAUCUUAUGGUACAACAAAAGAACGUAGCCGCACCAGUAUCAGUAUCAGUACCUGUACCUGAAGCGGUGAAGGUUGAAGAUGAAGGUGAAACCGCAAGAAACCUGCGAAAAAGCGUACGCAGAUACGGUUUUUGGUUCAUAAUUCAAUUGGUGUUGUUUGUUGUAGCUUUGUAUCUGUUGGUAUUGCAGAUUUCAUCCCGAGAUACGAAGGUUUUCCCCACUUAAUUGUAUCACCAAAACCAACACUUAAUUUGUUAGAUCAGUUGCUGAUCUUUUGUUUGUAAUAUGACUUUUGUAGCUCUCAUUCAUUUAUGUAUC
Molecule: messenger RNA, 1777 nt
Organism: Cynara cardunculus var. scolymus (artichoke)
Lineage: Eukaryota; Viridiplantae; Streptophyta; Magnoliopsida; Asterales; Asteraceae
Product: WPP domain-interacting protein 2
Exons: 2
Coding region: 386-1684 (432 amino acids)
Source: RefSeq, a predicted model, not a curated record